GUCUUCUUCUGCGCGUGCAGGCAUGCAUAUAUAGGCAGCCGCGGCGUGCAGGGCUUGACCGCCAUCGACCUCGCCCAUCGACUUGACACCGCACUCUCGCAAUGGCGCUGGCUAUGCACCUGAUGCACCUGGUGCAAAUGGGCCUCGUUCCCGAGGACUAUGGUAUCGACUCGCAGUCGGUAAACUUCGAAGACAUGAUCAACCUCGCCGCCGACCUAGGCGCCACCCCGGAGACCAUCGGCGACGUUCUGGCUGAAAUGAGCACCAAAUUCAACCCGCCCACUGAUGGCACGACCGACGAAGAGGACAGCAAGUACGUGGAAGGCAACGGCGGGCUGCUCCGGCUGAAGAUGUCGAUGUCGCCGGAGGAACAAGCGGUGGCGGCCGUCGAAUACAAGGCGUGGUUUGAAGGCGGUGGCGGCGGUCCACAGUACAUAAUACCUAAGGCGUCGCCGCGAACCUAUCUUAUAGCGACUCAGGUUGCUGCGCGCAGGGACCAAGUGAAACAGUUCGCUACGCAGCUGGAGAAGGGCCAAUCUCGUUCCAUUGUGAAGGUGACUGGCUUUUCGAAGCACUCGAGUAAAGCACCAUGGGAUCAGCUGGAACCAAUACUGCUGUCGGAUAUGUUUCUGCGUCGGCCCGCCACUGGCCGUUCUCUGCGAUGCCGUAUCAUCGCGCCCUGCACAUCGUUCUACGCUAUGCAGACAGUCGUGGAAGACGAGGAAGGACAGACCUUCGAUUUUUCCUUCUACAACUACCCGACCACCUUCGAUGCCUCCCCGCAAGACAUCGACAUUCUAUUCCCCAAAGGUACCGUGCUCCUCGUCCGAGAACCGGUCAUAAUGCCAUCACAACAGAGCGACAAGCCGCUCGUCCGCGUAGAAUCGCCCACUGAUAUCGUGCCACUCGCACCGUACAGGCAGAUGCUUCCCGGUACGCGUUUCGAGACAACAACGUAUACGAGCCUCUCGCUGGUUCCCUGCUGCUCUGGCUUACUCUCGGGGCUCAAGAUCAACCCGGGCUCUCUGGUACUCCGGCUGAACCGCGCAGAAGCGUAUAUGCGCCUCGACUUCUUCUCUGGUGCCCUAUAUGAUGCUCGCUCUGUCCUGGUCGCGUCUGAACUGCCCCCUGCGCUCCGGAACAAAGCUCUCCUCCGCGCGGCGCGUGCGGAGUACGGUAGGCGCAACUAUGCAAUCGCUAGGCAGCUCUUCCAGCAACAUCGGGGGUCUAGUACCAACAACGCUGAAGACGCGAGUUGGAUCCGCCGGUGCGAAGAUCGGUUACGUGAGAGCUCGACGGGGAAGUACGACUGGGCGAAACUGUUUGAGGAGUCCCAGCGAAAUAGCAGAUUGGAUGCUGCAGACUAUACUGGACCCGUGGAAGUCAAGGACGUGCCCGGCCACGGGCGAGGUAUUGUGGCAACGAAGGAUAUCGCUGCUGGGGAGCUCUUGAUGGUCUCCAAGGCAAUCUCAAUGGUGGCAGAGCGGGACCUCCGCGCUGACAUGUGGCGGUCCGCCCUAAACUGCAAGACCUCCAGCUUCAUGACGCGCUCCCAAUGUGCCAACAUCGCCAAGGCGGCGCAGACGAUCUACGGGAACCCGGACGUCUACGCGCAGGUCUUGCACCUCUACGCAGGCCCGGACUAUCCGCUGCCUCCAGUGACCUCUCCCCCUUCGCGUCUCGAUCUGCGACCCGUGGAACCCCUCGAGCCAACCAUCAACCUCGACGUCGGCCGUCUCGAGGCGAUCUGCUUGUACAAUUCCUUUGAUCAGUGCUCCCUCCAUCUGGCCGGCUACGAGUAUGCCGAGGACGGCGACAUGUGGCACUCGCCCAACGCGCUGCACCUGCUGCCGUCGCUCCUGAACCACUCCUGCGCGGGGAACGCGCGGGUGGUGGUGUUCGGGGACAUCCUCGCCGUGCGCGCCGUCGCGCCGAUCCGGGCGGGCGAGGAGGUGACGGUGCCGUACGUCUCCCCAGACAAGGGGUACCACGAGCGCGCGAAGGCGCUGCAGCGGUACUUCCCGGCGGGCUGGGAAUGUGAGUGCACGCUCUGUGUGCUGGACAGGGCGGACGGCGCGGACGCGCUGAAGCGGCGGGAGGCGGUGGUCCGUGGGUUGACGGCGGGCCCGCUGUUCCAGGAGCCGAUGGACCGCCUGCGCGGGUUCGAGGCGGCGCUACGGGCGACGUACGCGGAGGCGAGGGGGACGCACCGCCCGGCGCUCGCGCGGGUGGUCCACUCGAUCGGGGAGAAGCUCCGCGCGGACGUCGCGACGCAGACGGAGGCCUUGGAGACGACCGUCCGGGCGCUCGUGUCCCAGGGGUUCGUCAUGACGGACGCGACGCGGCGCGACACCACGGCGGCGGCCCUGAAGCGGAGGCAGAAGGACACGCUGCCGGUGGACGUGACUGACCUCUCGAGGUGUAUGGAUGUGGAGAGGGGCGUGCUCGCGAUGCUAAGGAUAGCGGUGUGGUAUAGGGCGGAGGUGAAAAACGUGGUGCAGGCGAAGAGGUGGCUGAAGGCGGCGCAGAGCGUGGUCAACGUCGAGUAUGGCGGAGGCAGGGAGCUGUUCCUGUCGCACGGAGCAAAGGUGCUGGAAAGUUUUGGCCUGACGCAAUAUGCUGAGACCGUCCUUUGAGAUGAUCGCUUGUCGGGCUGGAGGGUGUCGCACAGCUGUGUUACACCGCUGUUUCUGGUUUGUUUUUCUUGUAAUUGUACAAUAGAUCCGCACAUGUAGAGUGUACAGUAAAUUACACGCGUCACGUCCGCACGUGACCGUGUUCUG
Messenger RNA from Fomitopsis serialis, 2783 nucleotides. RefSeq lists its product as uncharacterized. The transcript has 7 exons. Bases 102 to 2636 code for a protein of 844 amino acids. Gene Ontology annotation, molecular function: protein binding. Lineage: Eukaryota; Fungi; Basidiomycota; Agaricomycetes; Polyporales; Fomitopsidaceae. The record is from RefSeq and is a predicted model, not a curated record.